Molecule: messenger RNA, 1746 nt
Organism: Funneliformis mosseae
Lineage: Eukaryota; Fungi; Glomeromycota; Glomeromycetes; Glomerales; Glomeraceae
Source: the annotation of a GenBank genome assembly
AUGCAACAGAUUCGUAAUGAAAAAUAUACGGCUCACCUGAAUGCCUAUUAUUACUAUCAUGAAUACGUCAAAAAAAUUAGUGAUGAAGAAACAGAUAUAUUUCCUCGAGAUACUCCAACCGAAAAUCCAAAGAUAUGCAUCAUCGGUGCCGGAGCAACCGGUCUAUUCUCAGCUCUUCUCUUGAAAGAGGCCGGAAUCAAUGAUAUUACGAUACUUGAAGUUCAAGAUCGUAUUGGCGGUCGUAUUCAUACUCACUACUUUACCGAUGAUCCUGAUGAUGAAAGACGUUUGUAUGGUGAGCUUGGUGCAAUGAGAUUGCCUUAUGUCGAUGGUCGCCCGGACCUUUCCCCUCACCAAAUAGUUUUUGAUACAAUUGACUAUUUGAACGAGUACAAUAAGGAUGAUCCAAAGAAACAGAUCCGAACCAUUCCUUUCAUCUUUAGGGAUUCAGAUUCUAUAAGUUAUUUCAAUGGCAAAAAAGAUCCAUCUGGCAAAUUCAUGACCAAAAAUUAUUCUGAAACUGCGGAUGUCAGUAAACUUGGAUACCCUGACACAAUCCCACCUAACUUUGUGAAACUUUGGAACGAAGCAUUAAAGCCUUUCUUCGAUGAGUUGAACACCGAUUACACAAAAGGUCUUAAAGCUUUAAAGCGUUAUGACCAGUAUUCAGUCUAUUCCUACUUGAAGGAAGUCUUUCUUCCAGCGAGAUUGCCAACAAAGUGGGAAGACUAUGAUGAAAUUAUCGCAGCUAUUGAAUUGCAAGUGACUGGAACAAACGAGUUUACUAAGGGCUUCGUUGAUUUUGCUAUUGGAACAUUUACUUUUGGAAAUCCAAAUUAUCCUUUAAGCUGGAAAACCAUUGAUAAAGGAAUGCAACGAUUCCCAAACGCAUUUUUACCUUUUAUCAAAAAGGAAAAGAUAGACCUGAGGUACAACAGUGAAGUUUACAAGAUUGAAAAAACUGAUGAUGGUAAGAAUGUUAAGGUGUAUUGGAAUUCUAAGGGAAAGAAAGAAUUUGAAAUAUUUGAUAGAGUGAUUGUCACUCCUCCAUUGGGCGUCGUUCGUCAUUGGGAUCUACCUCUAACAUUAUCAUAUGGCAAAAAACGUGCAAUUCGUGAAUUGAAAUAUCUAAAUGCAGGAAAGAUAUUUCUUCAAUUCAAGUCUCGCUUCUGGGAGAAAGAAGGCCAACCCACGACCUCGGGUGCUGGUAUUGUUGGUGGUACAACGUCGACCGAUCUGCCAGUUCGUACAGUGGUAUACCCUUCAUAUUAUCAAGGUCUAUCAACGAAUGGUUCUGGGGUCCUCUUAGCAUCGUAUACGUGGGAUGAUGAUGCAACAAAAUUUAGUCCAUACAGCGAGGAGGAACGGUUUGAACUUGCAUUAAAAGACUUGGUAACACUUCAUGGAGAAAUAGCAUAUGAGGAAUGGAUUCCGGGUAAAGAAAAUAAUAAGGCACAUUAUUGGUCAAAUGAUAAAACAGUUGUUGGGGGAGCCUACGCAAAGUAUGGACCCGCACAAUUAGGAAAGUUGAUGGAAUCUAUGAUGAGAUCGGAAGAAUUUAUUCAUUGGGCUGGGGAACACACUGAUAUACAUAACGCUUGGAUUGCUGGAGCUUUAAAUUCAGCGGUUAGAGUGGUUAGAGAGAUCUUAUUAGAAAAUUUAAUGAAGGAUAGAUGGUUGAAAUUGAAAAAUUCACGAUUAUUAAAAUAUUGGAAUGGGAAUCUAGAAGCUUUUGAAGGUUAUUAA